UUGUGUUUUUUUUUGUAUUGUUGUAAUGCAAGGAACGUGAGAACGUCCCCUUUUCGUAAUUGCAAUUUGAUAAAAAGUGUUCAUAAUUUCAUAAUCUUCAGCCACUUACAAUAGUGUUUUACUUUAUUUUAUCUGAAUGUUUGAGAAAUUUUGUUCGAAAGUUUGAUGUUUUCAGUGUCCCAUCUAACAUGUACUUAUGUACUUACUUAAAUACUCGAGCCAGAGUAGACGUAUGCUCCUCGCAAUAUCUUCAGUUUCGCCUUUUACGAGAGAUCUCUAAAUGUUUUCUCACGUGUCUGUACCCAAUGGACCAGCCAUGAAGUUAAAGAGGUCUGCACAGCGUUCAUACUUCCCCCAUGAGCGUCCCAACCAUCCAUCCUGAUUCUAUCCACUUUUGUUUUCCGAUUCCUUGUUUAUCAUUGAUAAUCAGCACGCUUACAGUUCAAAGCAACUACCUACCAUUCAUCAUCUACUGGCUAAGCCACUCAGAAAAGAAGAUCAGAAAACUGACGUAUUGAUUGUUCAAUCACCAAUUUACUGUCAGUUCCAUCAACAGCCUCUUGAGGACGCUGAUUUGGUAAAAUGAAGGUGCAAAAUAUUCUCCAUUGGUCAACGAACAAACAAUACUCUUCAACUUGCCUCUCUGUAGUAAAUCUGAGGCACUUUUCUGAAAAUAUUUGGGAUAAAUAUUUUGACAUAGCCACUAAGAAAGAAAUUGAAUCAAUCUGGAGUAAAAGAGUCAAUGAGAGGAGAUUUGACAGACACAAUGAAGAUAAAGUUAAGCGAUACAUUCUUUCACAGUUCCCGUAUCCAUCUGGAAAUCUGCACAUGGGACACAUUCGUGUCUACACAAUUAGUGAUACUUUGGCUCGAUUCAAUCACAUGAAAGGAAGAAAUGUAUUUCAACCAAUGGGCUGGGAUGCUUUUGGCCUUCCGGCAGAAAAUGCCGCAAUCGAGCGCCAAAUUCCGGCGGACCAGUGGACUUUGAGCAAUAUAGCAAACAUGAAGUCCCAGCUGCAGGCUUUCGGAUUCAGUUUCGACUGGGAUGCUGAGCUAACAACAUGUCAUCCAAAUUAUUAUAAGUGGACGCAACAUAUUAUUUUAAAAUUAUUUCAUGCUGGACUUCUGUAUCAGAAAGAUGCUAUUGUUAACUGGGAUCCUGUCGAUGAGACGGUACUGGCUGAUGAACAGGUUGAUCAAGAAGGCAACUCUUGGCGUUCUGGUGCAAAAGUAGAGAAGAAAGUUUUGAAGCAAUGGUUCAUCAAAACAACAGCUUUUGCGAAGAGUCUGUACGAUGGUCUUGACAAAAAUGUUCUGAAAAAUUGGGAUGAAGUUCUUGCCAUGCAAAGGAACUGGAUAGGCAAGUGCGAUGGAUAUAGUUUUAAUUUCAAUCUAGUAUUGGAGAAACAAAAAAUUCCAACAUUUAUCACUGUUUGGAUACGAAACCCAGAACAUCUCAACAAUAUUCAGUAUUUAACUGUUUUGCCGGGAAGCAUGUUGGAUCACUUAGAGCCCACUCUGGAUCAAAAUAAAAACCGCCGCCUCUCAAUUCAAGCGGAGAACCCCAUCAAUGGUAGCAUCAUCCCAAUAUUUGUGAGUGACACUGUUACAUACGAAGAAUGUCAGGAUGUCAAAGCUGGUCUUCCAGAAAUUUUUCCUGAGGACAAUUUAUUUGCCCAAGAGAAAGGGAUUGAGACAAAGAAAUUUGACUCGAUGUUCUCAACAAGAGAGGAAAUUUGUAACUAUGCAAUGGAGAAGAAUAUUGGUGGCUACCCUGUAAGCUCAAGGUUAAGAGACUGGCUGAUAUCGAGACAGAGGUAUUGGGGGACUCCAAUACCACUUGUCGAUUGUGAAAAUUGUGCCGCCCCCCAGCCCAUCCCGUAUGACCAGCUGCCUGUUAUGUUACCUCCUCUUAAGGACAUAAACUUUCAUGUGAAGGGAGUCUCACCUCUUGCAAGUGCUCAAAAUUGGAUUCAAACUACAUGCCCUAGCUGCGGUGGACAAGCCAGGCGUGUGACAGAUACAAUUGAUACUUUUGUCGAUUCCAGCUGGUACUACCUCAGGUACACAGAUGCUUCCAACGAAAAAGUUCCAUUUGAUCCCGAAAAAGCUCAGGAACUUCUUCCUGUAGACAUCUAUAUCGGUGGAAAAGAACACGCUGUACUACACUUAUACUAUGCUCGAUUCAUGAACCAUUUUCUGCAUUCUCUUGGAUGGGUGCCAAACAAGGAGCCUUUUCACCAACUCCUUGUCCAAGGCAUGAUGAAAGGCAAAUCGUAUAGGCUGGAAAAAAGUGGAAGAUAUCUAAGAGAGUCUGAUGUAACAAUAGAAGGACCGGCGCAUGGUUUGCACAAGGAAACAGGAGAAAAAGUUCUCAUAGAAUGGGAAAAAAUGAGCAAAUCCAAAGGCAAUGGGGUAGACCCAGAGGCUGUUCUGGCAGAAUAUGGAGUUGACACGACAAGGUUACUGGUUCUUGAUCAAAUGACCCCAGCUAGCGACAAAAAAUGGGACCCACAGACGUUUAGAGGAGUUCUGAACUGGCAAAGUAAAGUCUGGCAAAUAGUUAAAUAUUUUAUAAGUCGUCGUCAUAUGAACGAACCAGUGAAUUACAUUGAUCCAGACCGACUUACACAAGAUGAGGAAAUGCUGUAUCAUGACCGGAACAAGUUCAUCAAAUCUGUAGGAUUCAAUUACUCUGAAGCUUAUUUACUUAACACAGUUAUCUCAAGACUUUACACAAUGUCCACUACCUUGAGGAAAUGUGCCUCCUCCACUAUCCAUUUCAGUAAAAUCUAUGAGCGAACGCUUGCAGACAUGAUAAUUGUCACAGCUCCAAUGGCUCCUCACUUUGCUGCGCAGCUGUGGGAAGGGAUUUCCUCGGUCCCUGAGAAGCUAAACGAACACGAGUACAACUGGUCUGCUACAGUUUUUGAACAGCGGUGGCCAGUCAUGGAUGAGGAUUUCCCUUUGAGUCUCAUUGUAAAGGUGAACAGUGCUGUGAAACAUGAAUAUUCAAUCAAGUACUCAGAGUUACAACGGCUAACGAAAAAAGAAGCCAUUGAAAUAGCAGUGUCUCUUCCAAAUAUACGACGAACCCUAUCAAAUAAGGAAAUCAUAGAAACAAUUUAUACUUGCACUGAAGAUUACGAUCACAUAAUUGAGUUUAAGACCAAGAAGAAGAACCAUGAAGAUGAGGAAUUAGAAACUUCCUGAUUCUACAGCUCUGGUUGCUCCUAUUUGAAUUCCUCAGAGAUGAUCCCUAGUAGCAGAACCAUAGAAGGAAAA
Molecule: messenger RNA, 3285 nt
Organism: Bemisia tabaci
Lineage: Eukaryota; Metazoa; Arthropoda; Insecta; Hemiptera; Aleyrodidae
Gene: LeuRS-m
Product: Leucyl-tRNA synthetase, mitochondrial
Biological process (GO): leucyl-tRNA aminoacylation; mitochondrial translation
Cellular component (GO): mitochondrion
Molecular function (GO): leucine-tRNA ligase activity; ATP binding
Source: RefSeq, a predicted model, not a curated record